This is a messenger RNA of Megalobrama amblycephala (Wuchang bream), 2885 nucleotides long. Its product is annotated as transcriptional repressor p66-alpha-like. The coding region runs from base 29 to 1999 and encodes 656 amino acids. The transcript is spliced from 11 exons. The record is from RefSeq and is a predicted model, not a curated record. Gene Ontology annotation, biological process: negative regulation of transcription by RNA polymerase II. Lineage: Eukaryota; Metazoa; Chordata; Actinopteri; Cypriniformes; Xenocyprididae. Gene Ontology annotation, cellular component: NuRD complex. Gene Ontology annotation, molecular function: sequence-specific DNA binding.
GUGUGUGUGUGUGUGUGUGUGUGUGUGUAUGCGCGCGAGCGAGCGGCACAAUCUGGCAGCGAGGCGGCGGAGCGGCACGGGGAGGGCGCGAGCGACAAGAGCAAGAGGGUUUCCCAGGAUUAUCCGAGAGAAUUACCGGACGAACCGCCCGGAAGAGCCGCGGUGCGAAUCAACCGCGAGACCCGCUGCGGUCAUGUCUGAGGAGGCGGUGCGGCGGACGCGCAGUCAGAAGCGCGCGCUGGAGAGGGAGUCUCUGCCCGCGGACAGCAAGCGUCUGAAGCUGGAUGGUGUCGAGCGGUCCAGAGCGCUUCAGGCCUCCAGCAUCCUGAGCGGCGGAGAGGUGAAGGCCACCAUCAAAGUGGAGGUCCAGACGAGGGACGAGCCCAUGGACGUGAGCGCCGGCAACACUGAGAUGAAGAGAGAGAGGAGGUCUCCGUCGCCUGAUGAUGUCAUCGUGCUGUCGGACGAGGCGCCCAGUCCGAAGGUGAACGGCGGGAAUCACUUAAAAGAGCUGGACACGGAUCUGCUGAUGAGGAGUUCUGCAGAGGAGCGCAAGCGUGUCGUUAAGCAGCUGAAGGAGGAGCUGCGCUUAGAGGAAGCCAAACUGAUCCUGCUGAAGAAAAUCAGACACAGUCAAAUACACAAAGACUCACAGAAGCCGGCGGUUUCUGUGUCCAACACUCCUCUGGUGAAGAGCUCUGCUACUGCUAAAGCUGCACAACCUCAGGUGGUUUCCGCUCGGGCUUCUGGGACGGUGAUUCCUCCUCCGCUGGUGCGCGGCGGUCAGGUGUCCAAACCGGGCUCUGCGAGCGCUCAGAUCAUCAUGCCUCCGCUGGUCAGAGGAGCUCAGUCGAUCUCCGUGUCGCCGCAGCAGAUCUCCAGCCUGAGACAGCAGCAGAACUCCACGUCAGGUCCUCCUCCGCUCCUGCUCGCGCCCAGAGCCACCGUGACCGGCGUCCAGGGACACAAGAUCAUCCAGCCCGGCCUCAUACGCAUGGCCACCAUCCCCAGCGCCAGCCUGCUGGUCAGCAUCAAUCAGGCCGCAGGAGCAAACCUCAAGUCCUCCAGCGCCGCGUCGAACGCUAGCGAAUCUCCGGCCAGCCGUCAGGCGGCGGCGAAACUGGCGCUGCGCAAACAGCUGGAGAAAGCGCUGCUGGAGAUCCCGCCGCCCAAACCGCCCGCGCCCGAGUUCAACUUCCUGCCGUCGGCUGCCAAUAACGAGUUCAUCUACCUGCUGGGGCUGGAGGAGGUGGUGCAGAACCUGCUGGAGUCUCUGGGCCGAGGUAAACAGGGUCUGUACGCCGGUUUAGUGGUCAGCGCCGGAGAGCCGUCCUGCUGCUCUCAGUGUAAGACGGACUUCACCUGCCGCUGGCGCAAAGACAAGGGCGGAGCCACGAUGUGUGAGCAGUGCAUGUCGUCCAAUCACAAGAAGGUCCUGAAGGCCGAGCACACCAAUCGGCUGAAGGCGGCGUUCGUGAAGGCGCUCCAGCAGGAGCAGGAGAUUGAGCAGCGCAUCCUGCAGCAGGCCACGCCCCCUGCCUCUUCAUCAUCAUCCUCCUCCUCCUCUGCUCACGGGGUGAAACAGCGCUCGCUGCAGCAGACGAUGAGCCGCCACCCUGCAGCCAUCAAACAGGUUUCUCCGUCGUCCCGUAGCGUGCAGCAGUCUGCGGCCGGGAUACGCGCCGUCCCGCACUCCUUCUCGCCCUCCUCUCAACUGCAGAACGCAGUGGCGGCCGCCGCACUGGUCAACAGGCCAGGUAAGCAUGCAGUGCAUCAGGGGUCAAAGGUCAGCAGAGGCAGCAGCAGGAGCGCCGACCCCAUGACCUCCUCCGGCUGGAGGAAGCGGAGCCGCGGCGCAGCAGGUGUGACGAUGGCCUACGUGAACCCCAGCCUGUCGGUGCACAAGACGUCGUCGUCAGCGGUGGAGCGUCACAGAGAGUAUCUGCUCGACAUGAUCCCGUCUCGCUCCGUCUCACAGCCCGCAAACACCUGGAAGUAAGGAAGUGAGGCUCUGGGAUUCACGCCGGAGCGCUGAGCCGCUUCUCCAGGUUUAUUCAUCCAAGGGCUCUUCACUCUCACGGGUGAGUUUGUACUGAACCGGAUCCGGAUCACUUCUGCUCCCGCGAAUAUAAAAGACUCUUUCAGAACAAGAGGAAAAGACUGAAAACAAACCAAAAACAUCACGGAACAAACUGAUGGAUGCAAACGAGGCGCGUUCAGGGUUUGUGUUUGUGUGUGUGUUUAUUUUUUAUUUAGAUUUCUUUGACUGUUAAAUUAUACGAGUGUGUUGAAGGAUGUUUGUCGUCACACGUUUGACCCAAACACGCAUUUGUUUUAAUUGUCGCAACUCAUAGUUUGUCUAAAUUAAUUAGUUUUCCGAGUUUUGAGUCAGUUGAAGUUUCACACAUUUGUUCAUAUUUUUGCAGUCAGUAAGGAUUAUAUUGUGGAUUCGCUCUCUAUAUAUAUGAAUAUAAAUAUUAAACAGUUGCUUCAAAUAGUUUCUGAGAUGAUUCCAUUAAUAACUGCUUUAAUUAAAAGAUCAUUGGUAUCCUCAGAUUAUUAUUUGAUGAGCUGCUCAUUUUGUUUAAAGCAUCUGAGACGCAUUUAACAUCUAAUGAUGAUGAUUAUGAUGAAGAAUGUCCAGCUCUGAUUGGUUAAUCUGUGCACUCUAAACCUCAAGCAUUAUUCCUAUAGGCCCGUGAGGUUUAGGUUUAAAUAUUCAUGAUGUUCCCGCCCACUGAACGGAUGAUGUCACCAAAGCGUUUGUCAUUUUGUUUUGUUUUCAGGGUUACGAACAGACACAGAGUGACGCAUUUCCUGCAACAUGUACAAAGUUACAGUUUGUUAGAUUGAUCUUUGUUCCUGUAAUAAAAAGUUUAACCCUU